AUGAGCAUCCCCACAGCCGUUCCUCCACCCCCCGUCCCCUGCGGCUUCCAAGGCAAGGGGGGCCGAAGCAAGCGCGACGCCAACAUGCUCAAGUACGGCACGCCUCUUCCGAUUCUCCUCCCUUCUUCUCCCUUACACCCCAACACAACCUCGCGGGUGGGGCACAUCGUGGACCCUACGACCCUCAAAGAGCAAGGGCACAUUAUUGCGGGCCUCGGUGUACGCAACAGAUUGGUCGUCCCCGCCAUCGUGGGUGUGCUGGACGCGGACACGGGCAGUGUUUGGGUGGAGGGAGAGGGGAUGGAGGUCUUGUUCAACCGCGGUUUCUUUGGGAAAGGGACGCUGAGCCGGAGUGAUCCCAGUUGGCGAAAGCGGCGGGUCGAGUUGGUGCGCGGUGGCGAUGCCGUCGUCGCUGAACAGCUACGUGAAAAACGGCGUCUCGAUCGCAAGCAGUUCAAGAUUGACCGUGCGGCGGCCAUGCUCGACGCGGCCAAGAAGGCCGAGGCGGUAUUGACGACGGGGCAGAUGCCUGGCGACGCGACGCCUAACGAAGCUGCCGAAGGAGACGCCCAAGGAGAGGCUGAAGGGGAGGACGAGAACGAGGAUGAGAACGCCGACGCCGACGCCGACGACAUUGACCGCCCAGCCUCCCCCGCGCCGAGCACAAUUACAAACAUUCUCCCCGACGGAACCAAGCUCAACGCGCAGACGUUCCUCGUGCGUCCUCAACGUCCCGAGAGUGCGGGUAACAACCGCAAUCGGGGAAAGUUUAAACGCCGCCCGCCUCCCAACAAGAACUUUGUCCCCCCCGUCAAGGAGGAGAAAGAAGAGAUGCCAGCCGAGAAGCCUACCGUCCCGACCGAAGAGUGGGAGGAGGACGAGGACGCUCUCGCCCUCGUUCCCCAAAUGGAACACCUCCAACUCUGUCUAGAAGAGGCGUGGUUCCUCUCCGCCAUUGGGGUGCUCAAGAUCCGUGAUGAGUCUGGCAUCAUCCCCAACGUCCUUCCCCGGCUCAUCACCCCCUUUCCCUCUCCCUCUCCUGCUUCUAAGGGGACGCUCUACCCCGACGACCCGUUCCUCGUGUCCUACGCCGCGUACCACCACUAUCGCUCGCUUGGGUGGUGCGUGCGCCACGGUAUCAAGUUUGCCGUCGACUGGCUGCUUUAUCGCCGCGGACCGGUUUUCUCACACUCGGCAUUCUCGGUCCUUAUCAUUCCUGUUUAUAUGGAUGAGGAUGACCGGAAGGGGCCGCACGGUGGUACCGACUGGUAUGCGGAGAAGACUAGCUGGAAGUGGAUCAACACUGUGAUGCGGGUUAACAGUUUGGUGCAGAAGACCGUCAUCCUCGCCUACGUGACCAUUCCAGCGCUCAGCUCGUUCCCCGACUCGGCGCGACUCCCUAGUGGAGGCCUGGACUCGCGCAAGUUCGACAUGCGUUCCCUCAUGAGCCGCUACACCGUCCGCGAGGUCAGUCUGACACGUUUCAGCGCGGCGCGGCGGCGCGACUAG
Cutaneotrichosporon cavernicola is the source of this 1509-nucleotide messenger RNA. RefSeq lists its product as uncharacterized. Bases 1 to 1509 code for a protein of 502 amino acids. The transcript is spliced from 3 exons. Gene Ontology annotation, cellular component: tRNA-intron endonuclease complex. Gene Ontology annotation, biological process: tRNA splicing, via endonucleolytic cleavage and ligation; tRNA-type intron splice site recognition and cleavage. The record is from RefSeq and is a predicted model, not a curated record. NCBI's taxonomy places the organism in Eukaryota, Fungi, Basidiomycota, Tremellomycetes, Trichosporonales, Trichosporonaceae. Gene Ontology annotation, molecular function: tRNA-intron lyase activity; nucleic acid binding.